AUGAUACACCUUAGUCGAUACCAGGAAUGCGCCCAGCGCGUGGGAUAUAUUGAAGCCACGUUUGAUCGCGAGGAAUGGUUCUCGUCAGAAGGCUUGGACAGCUUUAUGGAGGUCUACAAACAACAUGAACCAGAACCAAUCAGCUCGCGGGAAGCUCAGCAGCUGGUGGAAGACGAUCUGUACAGAUAUGAAAAGUCGGCGCGGAUGCCUGUGUUUCCGCUAUGUGGAACAAUGCCGACACUGCCACGUCUGCACCAGUCAGCUCUCCAGAGUUUUGAUUUUGAGGCCCUCAAGAAGCACGGCAAUGGCAGCGUCACACAAAAAGACCGCCCUCUUUUAUGGACAGCCCUCCAUCCCCCCCACAUCACAUGGGAGGACUACCGAGAAUACAACAGGGCAGCCCUACCCUUUGUCAGCCUUCCCGACGAAAUUCUGUUGCUGAUAUGGACGCAGACCAACUACGCCACCAGGAUGGUCCUGCGCCAGACGUGCAAACGGUUCCAUAACUUCUUUGUGUCGGACCAACCCGCCGCCAGACCAUCCACAGCGGGUCCGCUCUGGCGAAUGGACGGCCGUAUGGUCCUGCCCCUGCACGCCAUGCCACCAAAGAACCCGCGCAUCACAGAGCCUUAUUUGGAAUGCUUGCGGCGCAACAUGACAGGCUACUGUGGACCCUGUGCAUCGCUUCGACAUUACCUGGCACAACGUGUCAAGGCACGGGUGGACGCGCUUGUCAUGCUACAAGAUAUUCACAGAGUGAAGACACUGGACUUGGUGCCUCGUACAAAGAAAGAGUGGGGAGAGCGGCACAUGGCCCGCCUUCCCUACACAACCGUCGAAGAGUAUCUGGCCGAUCCAGAGGCGGAAGGACCCAAGACACUAUUUUGUGGAUUCAGUCGAGACAGACACCCCACGACGGUCUUUAUCCAUGCACAGCGGCAUGGUUUGAGAGACGACAGGCAUCCUCAUGGCGCACCCACAAAAGUGCCUGCCCGUAAACGGCACUGCAUUGGCGCCGAGGGUAUGGUGGGCAUGUGCCAGCAUAUGUGGGCAGGUCCGCUCGGGUGGGUUUUGGGCUCACCCGAUGCGAGCCCGUGUGCUCUUUAUGGUGUACCCCCAAUAUUCCUGGUGACACCCCAGCGUGAAGUGCUGCAAUGUUGGGCUAUUCCCAUUCUUCAGAUUCAGAUGCAUGCAGCUGACGAUGGCGAAAGAGUGCGGAUGCCGCCAUGGAAACACGACUUAAUUGAGGGGCUGGAGCGCAACUACGAGUUUCUUGAAGAGCUCAUGUGCGGCCACAUUGCCCCCAACGACCCUCGACUCAUGCUGCCCUUCGAAUCGGGACAGUGCAUCUGCUUCGAGAAUCGACACGACAUGGCGUACGCGGCGGGCGCGUUUCACAGCCACACCGACACCCCAUGCUGCCGGUGUCGGGCAAAGACCGGCGGACACGACAGCGGUGACAACAGUAGUGAGAGUGCAUUCCUAACUCAAGACCAACCUGCAACAGCAUUUUUCGGCGACCGCAUCAACCGCGCCGCCAACUUGGACGGCCAGGUCGACGCUACUGUCCGCGCCGUCCAUUCCAUGCGCAACGACACUGUUCACCGUUUUGCGUGUCCGCAUUGUCCGGCCAUAUACUCCUGGGCCAAGGACCAUGAGACAGGCACAAUUUACUUCCAGUUUGCCAGCCAGACGGGGCCCAUCACCAAGCCCACCGACAGGCAAUGGCUGCAGCUGGUGCAUCCGACGUGGCGUUUGCCUCGGGCAGGGGAGGACAUGAUGUUCAGAACCCACUGCACGGAUCGAUACUGUCGGACAACGAUUGAGUGGACGAAUCAUGCUGGAGGGUAA
Molecule: messenger RNA, 1851 nt
Organism: Sporothrix schenckii 1099-18
Lineage: Eukaryota; Fungi; Ascomycota; Sordariomycetes; Ophiostomatales; Ophiostomataceae
Exons: 2
Coding region: 1-1851 (616 amino acids)
Molecular function (GO): protein binding
Source: RefSeq, a predicted model, not a curated record